AUUUACACUUUCUAUUUCCCCUUUUUGCAGUCAUGCAUGAGUGUCGUGUUGAAUGCGAGAUAAGCUUCUGUUCUGCCUCCAAAUAUGAAUAAUAUCUGAGCGCGGAGCUGCAGGUGAAGCUGACAUCGUGAGGCUCAGACGAUCAUCAUUUCAUGAGCUUCUCUGAGUUGUCUCCAUCAUGGAGGCGAUGGGGAAAUAUGACUUCAGCGCCACAGCAGAGGACGAGCUGAGCUUCAGGAAGGGAGAUACAAUCAAGAUUUUAGGCACCAAUGAUGACUGGUUCAAAGCAGAAAUAAAUGGCAUGGAGGGAUUUGUUCCUCGGAAUUACAUCAACAUCCACUUUCCAAGCUGGUAUCAGGAGAACACCAGCCGCCACUCAGCACAGGAAGAGCUGAUGUAUCAACCAUUCGGAUCCUUCCUCAUCCGAGGCUCCCAGAGUGCACCGGGAGAAUUCUCCAUUUCAGUCAGACAUGAGAGUGACGUGCAGCACUUUAAAGUGAUGAGAGACCGGCGUGGUCAGUAUUAUCUGUGGAACGAGACCUUCAGCUCCCUCAACAGACUGGUGGAGUACUACACACAAAACUCCAUCUCCAAGCAGAGCCGUGUCUUCCUGCUCACAGAGCAGCGGAAUGCACCUGAUUUCCCGCACAGGAAGUCUGCUGAGCUGCCCCCCAUCUCUCAGGAGAGACACAAUUACAGAACACCAGCUCCAGCCUGUCCUCGCCCAGCUGAACCCUCGCCACCACCCCCACCACAGGCGUCUGCGCUGCAGGUUCGGGCCAUGUAUGACUUCUCUGCCCAGGAUGCAGACGAGCUGAACUUUCACGCUGGAGAUCUUAUUGAGGUUUUAGAUCAGUCCGAUCGUUUCUGGUGGAAAGGUGUUCUGCGCGGGAGAACCGGACUCUUCCCUGUCAACUACACCAAUCCUGUCUGAGGAGCCGUGACAGACGUUUGGCUCAAAAUCCUUUUCAACUAUAAUAAUGAUUUAUGAACACAUUUAUAUUACAUAUUUUUUUUUCAACUGCUUACACACGAAAUCUUUUCUUGUCACACAAUUUCU
This is a messenger RNA of Carassius carassius (crucian carp), 1060 nucleotides long. Its product is annotated as GRB2-related adapter protein 2-like. Gene Ontology annotation, molecular function: protein binding. The transcript has 8 exons. The coding region runs from base 179 to 934 and encodes 251 amino acids. NCBI's taxonomy places the organism in Eukaryota, Metazoa, Chordata, Actinopteri, Cypriniformes, Cyprinidae. The record is from RefSeq and is a predicted model, not a curated record.